Kwoniella botswanensis is the source of this 4200-nucleotide messenger RNA. RefSeq lists its product as uncharacterized. Gene Ontology annotation, biological process: regulation of autophagy; cellular response to amino acid stimulus; positive regulation of protein serine/threonine kinase activity. The record is from RefSeq and is a predicted model, not a curated record. Gene Ontology annotation, cellular component: TORC1 complex; cytoplasm. Gene Ontology annotation, molecular function: protein-macromolecule adaptor activity; protein binding. The transcript is spliced from 11 exons. The coding region runs from base 1 to 4200 and encodes 1399 amino acids. NCBI's taxonomy places the organism in Eukaryota, Fungi, Basidiomycota, Tremellomycetes, Tremellales, Cryptococcaceae.
AUGUCAAAUCAUCAACAUCAGCAUCAGCAUCAACGAAACUUAUCAUUCACUGCUCAAGGGAUGAACCAAUCGAUGAAAAGCGAUAAAUCACUUGUAUCCUCCGGAUGGAUAACUACCAAUACUUCUUCAUGGGCCAGUACGAGAGGGUUGUCAGGAACAAUCGGUCCUGAUAGACCGCCUUUGGCUUGGGCGGGAGUAAGAUAUCAAUUGAGGGAGGAUAAUGAGCUGGUUGAGGUUGAUGAUAGGGGAAGUGGGGGAGCUGGUCAUUGUAGCCAAGCUGUACUCAUCACAUGUUUACAUCUAUCCCAUGAGAUGGGUCUGAGAGAUGUAGGUCAAUAUGCCUGGACGACACCUUCGGUCAAAGAUCCAAUGGGAAGUAUGAUGAAGAUUAUGAAACAAUAUUCACAGCAGAUCAGAGGUCUAUCUAAACAUUCUACAUUGGAUUGCAGGACCGCCCCCGACCCUUCCAAAUUGGUCAUCCAGCAUCAUUUACAACGAGCUCGUCAACAAGCAGGCCAAAACAACUACGUCGCAGUCAUCUACAAUGGUCAUGGGAUACAGGAACCACCGACCGAACAAGGCGAACUAUGGUGUUAUGAUAGAGGGUUCGACGAGUGUUUGCAGAAUGGUGGAGGACCUACCGAAUAUAUCCCCAUCAUGCUAUUUGAUGUACUAGCUUGGGCCGGCUCUUCAACAUGUUACGUAUGGGAUGUAUCAUUCUCUGGACGAUUCAUCAAAGCUGCUUUGACCGAAGCUGAAGAAAUCGACAACCAAUUCAAAGCCGCUGCCGCUCAAAAUCCUCAAAUUGCCGAAAUCCAUCCACCGGUCUACUCAAGACGUCAAAUCCAUUUCGCAUCUUGUGGACCUAAUCAGACCGUUCCUAGAAUCAACGGAAUGCCAGAUGAUCUAUUUACAGCAUGCUUGACUAAUCCACUACGAAUCGCAUUGUUAUAUCAUAAUUUACAGACUUUUCCAUUGACUAAAGGUGACGGUUCAAGUUCAAGUUCAAGUUACGUUCCUCGAAAUUCAGAAUAUAUGAUACUUCUUUGGGAAAAUAUGUCUUCAAACUUGAAAGAUCGAUUAUCAUACGAAUUAUUAUCGAUUAUACAUACCAUUGCAUGGCAGACAUUAGAUGGAAAUGAUUAUCAGAAAUUAUUUGGUAAAUCAGGUGAUUUAGUCAACAACCUUUCGUCUGGAUUUAUACUUUCUCAAAGGGUAUUCAGCUCUUACAGGGUUAAUCCGGAAAGUACACCUACUAUACCCAGCUCGACUGGACAUACUUUAUGGACCACUUGGGAUUUAAUAUUGGAUAAUCUGUUUGAACAAUUACCCAAGUAUUUCGAUGAAGGUAUAAUCGACAAUUCGUGGGAGAAGGAUUUGAAAUUAGUUUCUUUCAUGCAAGAUCAAUUGGAAUCAAUCACGACUGCUACUACCUUAUCAUCCGAACCCUCUGGAUCCACUGGAUAUUCCGGGUCGGGAUCGGGUGUGACCAAAAAUGGGAUAGGUAUGACACCUUCAUUAAGUAGAUUACCUAUCAUUUGCGCUGCUGCCAUGACCAAGCAAUUCCGUCUUCAAGCUUGUCAAGCUCUCGAUUCAUGUUUGAGAAUAUUGGAUAUAAGGGGUUUAGCACAUGCAGUCCAAGGUGGAGCUUUGGACGUAGCUGCUAAAUUAUUAGCUUUGGAAGAUCCUCAGAUUAAGAAUCAGUUGAUAUCAAUAUGGUCUUCACUUGUACGAUACGAUUUAGCCGUAUUGGCUUUGGCUAAAGAAGGUCUCACGUCAGAGAAACUCACAGACGUACCGUCGGUAAAGUUCUUUUUGGGUGCAUUAGAAGAUAAUCUAGUUAAAGAUGUCAAUGUGAAUGGGAAAGGGAUUGAGGAAAAUAUGUUGGAAGAAGAUGAAAGGAUAGGUCUAAUUAUUCAAACUGCCGCUGUACUGAGUACGAUAGCGAAUUUUGUCAGUGGACGAAAAGCACCGAGAUUCGUCAUUAAGACUUUGAGUAUGUCUGGAAUCAUGUUGAAGAGCGAUAGGGAAUUAAUGAAACAGUGGGGAGCACUUUUGAUCGCUGAAGUAUUAGGUAGUUUGGAUCAACCUGAAGACGGACAAAGUGAUUUAGGACAUGAUAAAGGAUUGAUCGAUGGGUUGAAGAUGAAUUUGAUGGAUAUGAUCGGAUCAAAUACGGUCGAAACCAGAGCAACAGCCAUCUACGCUUUAUCAAGAUGGAUACCUAAGUCCGAGGGGGCGAUGGGAGCAGAGGGAUUACAAUUGGAGAUGAAACCGUCUUUAGAGAUUGUAAAGGUCCUAUUGAACCACUCGGAAGAUGAGGGAUCGCCAUUAGUAAGAAGGGAAGUGGCCAGAAUGUACAUGAGGAUAUUGAAGGUGGCGGAUGGAUUUGCCGAAUUGGCGAUCUGGAUAUCGAUCUUGCAAUCUGCCGUGGAGUUUAUACCCCACACGAGGAAAGAGGUUGAAGAGACUAUUGUUAAUACAGGAAGAGGUCUGGGGAUAACGAAGGAUCAAUUGGAAAUUAUGAAGACCUUACAAAAGGUAUUUCAGGUCGCAAAGCGAUUCGAAAAUGAUCCCGAUAAUCAUGUCAACAAGAUUGUAAAUAACCCCUUGGAUGCUAUAUUGAACAAACUACGCAAACAUGAGGAUGAACAACAGAAACAUUGGAGACCAAUUUCGACGUUGGUUUUGAACGGUGAUAGAGCGGAUGAUGGUAUGAAAUGGACAGAGGAAUUGCUGAAGAUAGUCAUAGAAUCAAAAUAUCAUUUGGUCGCGAAUUGGCAUAGAAUUGAAAGUGACAAGGAAGGUAAAGUGGAAGAUCACGAUGAGGACAAGGUGAAGAAAGGGAAAGAUGAGCGUAAGAGGCUGAACAACGAGCUAUUCGAAAGGACUAAAGCGGUCUUACAAUCUUACUUAGCGGCUGGAAGAAGACCCGACCUAAUUCCUGAUAAGGUGAUGACCUCUCAAAGUGGCGAUUCGAGAGAAAGAACAUGGACAUUGAGACACCGAGUACUAGAAGACAGUAUGGUCGUAGCUGAACAACAGGUCGGUCUACCUUGGAAAUGGGCCAUCAAGAAUAUUUCUGCACCUGAUCCAUGGACAAAUAUGACUUUCCAUUCGUUCCAUAGUACUGUCAUGUCCUGUAAUAGGAGUCAUGAUCUUCUAUUAUGGGACUGGUCAACUUCACGUAAGACGGGCCACGUUCAUCUUGACUUACCUUCGACCGAAGCGAUUUCAUCUGCUAGGUUCGUGAAUGAACUGCACGAGCAGACUGUCAUCUUAGCUGAGAUAACCAACGGAGAUAUCCAUAUCCUAGCGGGACCACAAGAUCCCUCAAAGAUCAAACCUAUUGCGAAUUUUCGAGCAUUAGACUUAUCAUCACCUAAGAUCGGGGCUGAUGUGGAGUAUCAAAGGCGAUUGAUCUCUACAUGGUACAGGUCCAGUGGACUAUUAUGUGUAGGCGGCAGUAGCGACAAGGUCAACGUUUGGGAUUGUCCGGCUGAGCGAUGUGUUCGGGCAUUGAACACCGAAUCCACCGCUCCUAUAACCACCCUAAUUACCGAACCUGUAUCUGGCAAUUUGAUUUUCGCAGGUGAAGCAGAUGGUCAAAUCAGAUUAUUCGAUCUCAGACAGUCAAGGAAAACAGCUCUGAUAUCAUGGAGAGGUGAUUCAUGCUCGGAUAUGGAUCGUGGAAGGAUGACGAAAGAGGCUGUGAGAAGAACGGCGAUCAAUAAGAUUGGGGUGGUAUUAGGUGAAAGUAAAAACAUCUCUUCUGCUUGUGCCAACGGGAUGAUCAACACCUACGAUCUCCGUACACUGUCCUCACCCAUCGAAUCAAUCUUAUCCCACCCUAACGGUAUCUCCUACGCCUCUUUCCAAGCUCACUCGGGGCUCUUAUCAACCAUUUCCAAUUUGCACUGUACCUCGCACGAUGAUCCUUCAGCAGAUUUCGCUUUACAUCGUACGACCCAAGGACACCUCUCACCCGUUACCGCCGAAAGCAUCUCUUUCGGUAAUCAACCUUCUGAAACGCUCAGCGGGUACUUCAAACCUUAUACUGUUAUGCAUCCCCUCCGACCAUUUCUGGGUAUAGGUUUUGGGCAUACAUAUUAUCUCAGAGGGUGUGGAGUAGGGAAAGGGGAUGAUACGGAUUCAGGAAGUUUUAGCUUCAUAAAAGCUCAGGCUACAAAUAUCAUAUGA